AUGAUACCAAAAGAAUUCGCUCGCGAUACUCAAAUCAUUACAUUCGACGCUAACGGGCAAGAAACCCCGGUUCCUGUGCCCACUGGGACGGACAUCUUGCUCAAUGUUGUCGCCCUUCAUAACAAUCCUAAGUACUGGGAUGACCCGUAUACAUUCCGACCAGAGCGAUUCCUCGGGGACUAUAACAGAUAUGCCUGGCUGCCUUUUUCGGCUUGUCCCAGAGCGUGCAUAGGGCGUCGGUUUGCGGAAGUGGAAAUGCUCGCAGUGCUGGCUCUCAUCGUUCAGCGAUACGAGAUUACACCAGCUCACAAACCCGAGUUUGUUCAUGAGACAGAAAAAGAAAGGCAAGCACGUCUGACAGAUAUCGGAAAGGUCUCCUUUGUCAUCCAGGCACAAAAUGUUGGGCUUACCCUGCAGAGGCGUGAUCUCGAGCAUUUAUAA
Molecule: messenger RNA, 441 nt
Organism: Serendipita indica DSM 11827
Lineage: Eukaryota; Fungi; Basidiomycota; Agaricomycetes; Sebacinales; Serendipitaceae
Source: the annotation of a GenBank genome assembly